Paramuricea clavata is the source of this 22395-nucleotide messenger RNA. Lineage: Eukaryota; Metazoa; Cnidaria; Anthozoa; Malacalcyonacea; Plexauridae. The record is from the annotation of a GenBank genome assembly.
AAAUGCAAAAAGUGCAGAUUGGUCUGAGGUCACAGCAAAAAUUUUAUCGAAAUGUGAAUGGAGCGGAGAAGCCGGUUUACGAACAGUUUCGUAACGCCGCCAUUUUCCCAAAUAUUAUGGAAGCUGAAAAUAAAUCUAAAACGGAGUCUUCCAAAAAUUUCGCACAGAAAGAGAAAAUCAAAGAACGUGUAUCUGUACGAUUUAAUCUGCAAUUAACUGACUCUACCGACCGGUCGUUCCCUGAAUUUUCAUAUUUAGAACUUCUUGGCACAAAUGUAAGUCUGUGACUAUCUGUUUUCAGUAAGUCAAUGUGUAGAACAACGAGUGUUAAACGCUGUAUUUGUUCUCACAUAGAAAAAUAAGAAGAAAGACGACGACAUUUUGCAUGAUGGAGAAUGCAAUGUGGAUGAAAUAAGGGCCUUAGCUAAAAAAUUUGAAGAUAAAUAUGUAAGUUUAUGUUGUGUGUACUGUGAAAUUGUGUACUUAGUUUUGUUUAAAAAUUAUACAAAAUUAUUGUGCUUGAGUACCUCUACUCCUUCAAACAAUUUGCUUUGUUUGUUGGUUACCCCGCUUUUACCAUGAUAGAGGUCCAAUUACAUGAGGGCAACUUGUAAAUGAAGUGUGUUUUUUAAACAACAUUUAUAAUACAGGGUCCUAAGAGUGCUGCUAAGAAAAGUAAAGGACAUAAAAUUGACAGAGUUCAGGUAUUUUAUCACCUACUGUAACUUUAUCAAUUUAUUGUUUUACCCAAGGUCAAUUAUUAAAUGAAAUACAAUAUAGGUGUGACAUAACAAUUAUUAAUAAUUUCAUGACUGGCAGUCUGCAAAGUACAGUACAUUGUAUACCCUGGAAUUUAUGUUGCACUUCAUUCAUAAAUGAAAGUUAGGCAUCAUGUAUGUAUGUUUUGGUUUUUAAUGGGCUGUUCUUAUGAACCUGCAGGCUAGCAUGAGAACCGGGCAACACAGUUUGCUGGGUUCCCAUUUGAGUGAGGUGAUAUCAGUCCGAGCUUUCUUGUCUUGUAUGAAUGCACAUGCUGGGAAUUUCUUAUAUUGGGAUUUCUAAUACCAUAUGAUCGAGGCAGGUUAGCCCUCCUCACAUGCUGUUAUAUUAGGCGUAAUACCAUUAAGGUUUCAUAUAAGUAAACUAAAAUACAAAACUACAAGAAACAAAAUGUCUGUAUAUCAUUUUAUAUAUAGUGGGGUGCCCCAUCCCAUCAUUCAGGGGCUCUGCUAAUCUAUGUAAAUAUUAAUGUCUUGACUAUAAAUAUUAUACCAUUUUUUCCCUAACAAGUUUCAAUCAAUAUCUCCAGUUUUUUUAUCAGUCCCUUAGAUAUCUUCGAACGGACUAUUGGUUCUAGUGAUUUUAUUGGAAUUGUAUCUGGUGUAACUGAGGGGGGUUCAGGUUCAGGCUGGUAAUCAUGCCCUGCCAUGUACCACUGGUUCACAUCUACAGUAUAUCUGCACUGUCCUUUGGAACAGAUAUUAUAUAUGUCUCUUCUACCACUUUCGUCUGGAACCAAAUAUAAUCAUGAUAGAACCUUUGGGAUGCCAUAUAGCUGGUUUACUGGGUCAUUCUGGCUCAUAGAGGAGCCCAAAGAGAACAAAUGAUUACCUCUAACCUAUUAAUACCCAGGACUUUCCCCUACAUUAGUAAAAUUGUCAGCAUUAUAAAGGCUGUUUAAUAGACCAUGCUCCAUUUUUUGCAUACAUGGUACAUAUAAAAUUGGUACCCCUACCAAAUUUCCUUGUGUAGUUGUAGCCCUAGCACUGGUCCUUAGGCAUUUGAGACAGUUACCUAUUUGUAGCCUACCAAUGCUUUCAUGAUUGAAAAUUAUGGUUACACUUUGUUACACAGUUAUUAUUCACAGGCUUUCAGAAGUUAUUUAGGGGGGGGGGGGAAAUUAUGGUUACACUUUGUUACACAGUUAUUAUUCACAGGCUUUCAGAAGUUAUUUAGGGGGGGGGGAGGGGUGCCCUCCGGUGUCAACCAUCUUUACGUUUUGCCAAUAGAAGCAUUCCAAAAGAUUUGAUCAGUUCAUUUUGUAACUUCAAGUAAUUCAUCUGUUCAAUAUACCUCAAGAAUUUGAUAAAGUUCCUAACUUGACCAAUCAUAUUUAUGUAACAAUUCCAACUGGCCAUGACAUGUUAUUGAAAGACUUUAAUUUAAACUUUAAGUGGUCCUGCUCCCUGAUGCACCCUAGUUUAUUAUUGUACUCUGUUUCAGAUCUUGAAAUAAGGUUUCCAAAGUUCCCAAUCAGCAGUCAUGAUUUUUCAUGGUUGAAAACCCUGUUUUUUUGCCGAUCAUAAAUAAUUUCUUGCUGAUCAUUGAUUGGUGAUUGGCUGUUAUUUCAUUUUGAGAAAAAAAUAUGAAAAGUUCUUGUUUAUUAAUGCUAGUUUUAUUCUUAAUAUGCAAUUCGAUCAGCUUACUGGCUGCAAUGUAUUUUUCAAUAAUAAUAUAAUAUUAUAAUAAUAAUAAUCCAGCUAUCUAUCUAUUAAAGUGUAAAUAAUUAUAGAUGCAACAUUUGACAUUGAUUGUCUGUCUUAUGUCUGAUUCACAAUUUACACUUGAUUUGUAAACAAUACUGUUGUUAAAUUAUUUGCUUUUUUUUAUGAAUGGUAUUUUAACGAGCAAAAAUUCUUAUUGGUCAAUUUACAAUCAAGUUAGUAACUUUUUAGGAAACUCCAGACAAUGUUAGGAGAGGGAGGAGGCACUUGUUGGGUUAAACACAGAAUUUGUGUGUCAUAGAUGUACCUAAUAAACUGGUAAUAAAUAUGUUAAUAAAUUUUUUUUAAGGAUCUAGUUGAUGUUACAUAUGGUUAUGAUGUGACAGAUUCUUUUGUUGAUGAUACUGAAGCAGUAUGUAGUAUUAUUCAAUUUUAUAUUUCUACUGCAGCUCAUAGUUAGCUGUACUGUACCUGUGAUUGUCAGUACAUAUCGGAGGUACAUGUUAUAAAUAUAAAUUAUUUUAUAACCCUAAAUUAUGAUGUGUAACCAUUGGCAUUGCAUCCCAAUAUUUUAAGUGGCAUUGUAUCCCAAUGUUGUUGUACUCUCUUUUAAGUGACCCCUCCAAUAAGGUCCCCCACCCCCUCCAAUAAGGUCCCCCACCCCCUCCAAUAAGGUCCCCCACCCCCUCCAAUAAGGUCCCCCACCCCCUCCAAUAAGGUCCCCCACUUCCUCAAAGGUGCCUGAAAAAAUAAGCCAAUGGGAGGGGACUUGGGCCCUGUUUACAUGAGACCGGAACAAAGUCAAACCGGGACCAUUUCGUUUCGGUCAUAGUAUUAUCUAUAAUAGAUGUUUGCAUGAAACCGAGACGAAAAUAACUCAGACCGGUCUCAAGUCAUUCCGCCUGCUGGACCAAACUGACUGACUUCAGACCGGCAUGAAUUCAGACCGGGAUGAAUGUAAACACAAAUAUACAUUUCAGACCGGUCUCGGCUGUAACCUUGACAUUGGAACAACACAUGCUAACAAAAGCUAUCUGAAAAAGAAAAUUGUCUUGGAAGGGGAAUAAAUUGAAAAUUUUGUGAUCUUUGUACCGGUCUCAAGUAAACAUGUUGACAAUUUCAAUUUUCAUUCUGUUUGACUACGUCCCGGUCUCAUGUAAACGGGGCCUUAGUAGAGAGAUUAUGAUGGAACUUGUAGGAAAUCAUUAAACUUCCAAACAAAAUUUCAAAAUCUCAGGUUUCCUGUUUGUAAAUGCAAACAUAGUUUGUAAGCAUGAUAGGAUUGAAAUAGCAGUUUUUUCUGCAAAUGCAUCAUUUUCUGCAAAUGCAUCAUUUGCUGGUUUUGAAAAAAACGUGUACUGUAUUUUUUCCAGUUUAUUGGUUAAUUGUAUUAUUGAUUAACUGAUUAUUGUACACAUCAGCCUUGUACUAGUAAGAUUUGUUGGAGGUUGCAAAAUGACUUUUGUUUGUGUUUUGUUCUAGUAUGAUGAGCUUGUGCCUGCAGACUGGACAACAGAACAUGGUGGAUUCUAUAUCAAUAUGGGAGACCUCAACUUUAGACCUCUUUCAUCUGGUGAUGAGAAAAGGUAAUGAAACAUGGCAUCUUGAAUUUGCAUUGUAUGAUCAGCAGCAAUGCAUGCGUUCCCUCUACUUCAUUAUUUUACUCUCUCCAGUGAUGGUGAUUUUAAAGAACCCAAAAAGAAGAAAACUCCAAAGGUUUGUGUAAAUCUACUUUAAUGUUUGCAUGAAUCUGGGUUUUUUUUUCAAAUUGACAGUCUUAUUUGUAAUAGAAUUUUAUAAAAUGAUUAUAACUUCAAUUGAUUAAAUAAUAAAGUAGCAAAUGCUUCUUCGUAAUGAUUCUCCUCAGGACCACACUUUUAGCCAGAAGGGCGUCCAGGUGGCGAGGGACGCCCCAAGAACAAAACAAGGACGCCUUUGGACACCCAAAUUCUGGGAGAAAAGGGAAAUUAUUUUCAAUUAUUUUCCUAAGUAUAUUAAUAUAUCUGAAACGAAAUAGCUUCAAUUCUCAUUAUUAUUAUACAUUUCACAUUUUGAUCAAUUUGAUGGUGUACCUGGCUGAAUGAAAAUGUCAUAGUUAGGUAAAGAAGCAUAGCUGCACAAACUCACAAAGCCAUACAUGUGUGUUUGAAACAUUUCGAAUGAGCUUGGAACAGAUACUGACAUGAAGUAAUGUAAACUUCAAAGGUUUUCCAGAGGAACAUUUUCUCAACCCCCCUCUUUACUAUAGAUGUAUCGUUGCUGUCUGUAGAUGUAACUGUUAUUGUCUGGUAUUAUGUUCAAAAUAUCGUAUUUUUAUGAUAUAUGUAGCUACAGAGUAAAACAUAUACUAGCUGUAAUUAUACAUGUAGAUUAGACUGCUGAAUUUUGUGCUGAAUGAGAUAUUCUGCAUAUUUAUAGAAAAAAAAUAAAGAAAAUAAAGAGAAGAAACUGAAGGAUGGCAAACGAUGUCUCUCAAGUACGGAAAAAGAAAAAAGCUCCAAAAAGAUGAGAUUAAAUAGGUGUGAAAUCAGUAUUUUUCAUUUGAUUUAGACACAGUUUUGUAUUGAAGCCAGGCCUCGAAUUUCCCUGAAAUCAAUCGACGGCAAUGGCACAGAGUAGAGACAUACAGAGACGUAACUAGUGUACCCACUUUUUUUGUGCGCAUGCUCGGCAAGUUACUAGAUGCAUGCAUCUGAUUGGAUGACGACCUGAUGACGACUCACUUUAAACUUGCUGAGCACGCGCAGUUGAUCAUUUUUCGCCCGAUCGCCUGAAAAAAAGUGGGUACAUGAUAACGUAAUCUUCCGCAGUGUUUACAACGGUCAGUUACGUCUCUGUAUGUCUUAUCUACUCUGUGGCAAUGACGUUAAAAAUUGUCGUUGAACGCGCGGCUGUCUACGGCAAUUUUGGCAGUUUCCACGGCAUUUUUUCAAAUUAAUAAAAAUUUAGUUUAUUGUUACUUUGGAUUGUUGACAAGCUAGAAAAGACUAAAAUAGUAAUUUACGCAUGAUUUGAUCAACAUUUGAAUUCAAGUAUCAACAUAGUAAUGCACAGUGAGUAGUAUAAAAAUUACACUAUACGGCAAAAAAUUGCCGUCGUUGCCGCAAUAAUACACGACAUUUUGUUCUCCCUCUACGGCGAUUGCCCCGAUAAAAUUCAAACCCAGAUUGAAGCUGUGUACAGUUGCUGUAUGUUUCUAGUUACAAUUUACAUUUUGUGAAAUGAGUGUGACAAUAGUGUUUUACCGUUUAUAUUCGAAAACAUGACCCAAGUAGAGUCUUGCAUAGUUGAAAGUCUCUGCACAUGGAAAUUUUGAGCGAAAACUAUUCAAACUACUAUAUAUACAGUGCAUAUUUUACAACAAAGCAGGAGCAGAUGCAAGAAAUUAAACUAUGACCUGGUCGGACCUGCGGCCCUGAGAUUCCGGUGUGGAGCACUGACCACUGAGCUAUAUAGAGUCCACUUCACUUGCCAAGUGCUAACCACAAGUUUAUGUAUGUAUACUAGGGUGUUGUUAAUGUGUGGUAUAAGGGUGAAUAUUCUAAAUUGUUGGGCGAGAUGCUUAAUGGAAGAGAGUGUUGAAGGGUUUUUGUAGAUGGAAAUUUCACCUUUUUUAGUUCCUAUAACCGUAGUUUCCAUAGCUUAUUACGUAUAUGUUCACCAUAGGAAUUGGAGUAAAGAAUAACCAAUACUAGUCCCUUCUAAUUAUUUAGGCCACACAAUGUCGUCUUACACCAGUACUUGUCCAAUUACCUAUUUUACGCAAAAAAAUUGUAUAAUACAAAUAAUAAAUGUUUAUGAGGGCAAUGGUAAAAAUACUUUUAUGAGGUGGAAGAUGCAAUCUUUCAAAUAUUUUUACACUGUGCAGAAUGAAAAUUCAACAUUAUCGUAAAAUAUUCUUUGUUUGCAAUCAAGUGACUUUUCAUCCAAAUUACUGGCAAUCAACUCUUGUGGACAAUUUUUCUCCUAUCAGACUGGUUGUAUAGCAAGACGGUAAUUCAUCUUUCGAGUCUUAAACUGUCUCUAAACUCGAUCAAGACAUUAAAAUAGCCGUUUUUUGUUAAAACCUACAUGUCAACUGAAAUCCCAAAAUUACGUCAUUGCAAACAAAGAGUAGAUUUUUACACCAGCCAUUUCGUACGAAUUAUGUAUUUGAAUACAAUUCCAUCGGCCCCAUUAUGAAAAUUAGGUUAAAUGAGCUACGAUUACAUUAGGAUUUUGAUGGAAUGGCAUUUAACGAAAACUCAAACCAUGCAAUGAAACAAAACGUAUGUACAAAAAUGCACGGCUGGACCGUGCAAUGGGGCGUUCCCUUCCACAGUAAUGGUUCUUACCUCAAGAUGUUUAAAAACUCGGUUUUAACGAUUUUGUAUCAGUUUCAUUCAAUCACGGUUGAAGCUUGGGCCAUAUUACAAAACAAGCAUAUCAAGACCGUAUGCACGAAUCAAGAGCGGUCAUUGAUCAUCCUGUUGCAUUUGAUUUUCUGGACGUUUUGGAAUGCCAAGUAAAUUUCAUUGCGGUGUUUGGUAGAGUCAAACUGUAAACGUGCGAUUGUGGCCAACUUAUUUAAUCAGACAACCUUGUACACGAAUCCAACGCCGGUUGCAGAUGUGAAAAGCAUUUCCACCAACCUAACCUUGCAGAAUAAUAAUCAUAAUAAUCAUAAUAAUAAUCAUAGUCAUAUAGUCCUAAUCCUAGUCUUAAUCAUAGUCCUAGUCCUAAUCCUAGUCAUAGUCCUAAUCCUAAUCAUAGUCAUAGUCAUAGUCAUAGUCAUAGUCAUAGUCAUAGUCAUAGUCAUAGUCAUAAUACAGUGCGAUCAUGUGAUUGAAUGACGAAGAAGGAAAUGUUUAAAGAAGGAAAAGGAGUGUAAGAUCACAGACAUCGCAGUUCCAGGGGACUGUAGAAUUGGUAUAAGAAACAGAGAAGGUAGAAAAGUAUGAGGAGUUGAAAACGGAAAUUCGGAAAAUAUGGGCAAUGAAGAAAGUACAUGUGAUUCCAAUUGUAGUAGAUGCCUUAGGAGCAGUUAGUAAUAAACUGUAUAAUUGGAUUGAGAAAUUGGGAAUGCAUAUAAGAAUAGAACUUCUUCAAAAAACAGCAUUGUUAGGGACAGCAAGAAUAUUGAGAAGAAGCUUGGAAAGCUAAAAUCUUUGGGACCUGAGGCCACUGAUUGUAGCCAGCUGUGAAAAACAUGUGAUGAUGAUGAUAUUCUAUGCUCAUGGCGCUUGUACAUAAUAAAUAACAAAGCAUAUAAGCUAUUACUAUAAAAUAUUUAAAAAGUUAUGGAUCAUAUUUACAAAUAUAAAGAGCCACUAUUUACAAAUGCUUCGAAAAGAUAUAUCUUGAGAGCCUUUUUAGAACUGUCUGUUGAACUAGAGCUACGCAAUGCCAUUGGUAAACUGUUCCACAGUAAGUCUUUGUGAAUGACCUUGGCAGAUUUAAAAGCAUGUUGACCUUGGCUAAUCUAAAAGCAUCCACAGUAUCCCCCACCAAAGCCACUAAGACUCCUAAAGAAUGCUCAGUAUCUCCAUACAUUCCCGUAUAGCUUUUCAUUUACUGAACUGAGUAACGUUUCUUGUUUAGUGACGAAAAAGAGAGCAAACUACAGAAACUGAAGAAACGAAUGAAUAUUGAUGCUGGGAAAUUAGACAAAUCAAAAGAAACAACAUCGGAUACCGUUACUCAGCGAAACAAACCAACUAAAACAUUAUCAAUUGAAAAUAUCACUCUUCAAAGUCCAGUAAUAAAGCUUGAAAAAAAUAGCAUCACUGAAUUACGGAAUUCGGUAUCAAGCAAUAACCCGACUAGUACUCCAGUGGAGAACAGUUCUAUUGGUACAGAGAAUGAGAACAGUUUAAGUAAUAGUCUCUCAGUGACCUUACCAGAUGGUUUACCACCAUCAUUAAUAUUGAGCAUACAGAAAUUGAUCGAAGCCGCACGUAAAGCUGGUGGUGAGGCUGGAAAAUGUAAAUUCUUUAACUCUGAUGUCAACAGAAUUCUGCUACAGUAAGUGCUUGAUAUAUCUCAUUAUUAAUAUAAAAUAAUACUUUUGUAGUGACGUAGAUGUAAUAUUUCAAAUCCGACUAUGAGAACUGGACGAGAUUUCAAGUCCGCAUAAUUUGAUCAAGUCCGAGGCGAAGCCGAGGACUAUAGAUUAAAAUGCGAGGACUUGAAAUCUAGUCCAGUCCGAAUUGGAGGAUUUGAAAUGACAUCUCGUACGAAUAUAUCACUACUUAAAGUGAGGUGAAUUAAUUUUGAUCCAGUCCAAGGACUGAAUUCAUUUUGAUCCAGUCCUAGGACAGGAUCAAUACACUUCAUCAGGUAUCCAGUAUUAUCAUGUGAGCAAAAUAAAGCAAUAUGGUUGGCUAAUUCACUCAUGAAUUAUUAAUGAGUUUGAGAUCUUACUUUGGUCAAUGUUAGAACUGUGGUGUCUUCCUUCUUAACAAGGUUACCAUUAUGUCACCAGGUUACCAAAAUUAAUAUAUGUCACUGACAUAAUUACCAUUCGAGGAUCUGGGGAGCAACUUGAAGCUGGAUGGGGCACUAUUUUAUACAAGAACAUAUAUUUUCAUUAGCAAAGGGCACAUUUUAAUGUAUAUAGAAAAACGUGCCUUCUUUGAAGAAAUUCUGGGAGGGGCACAACCCCUGGUUCCUACUUUACCUAUAUAGCAUUAUACAGUAUAUAUAUAUAUAUAUAUAUAUAUAUAUAUAUAUAUAUAUAUAUAUAUAUAUAUAUAUAUAUAUAUAUAUAUAUAUAUAUAUAUAUAUAUAUAUAUAUAUAUAUAUUCGUAAUCCUGUAAGAAAUAGAAAAUGAGUCGCGUGCGUUUAUGCUGUGAUAAUGCACGAGGGGAAUGUUGGGAGAGUACGAGAGAUACGUGUAUAAAAACACGAGGUGUAGGCGAGUCCGUAAGUAAGUGGGAUGUGCUAAUCAUCCUUACUUGCAGCUGAGAGCUAAGCUGAAUGGACCAUUCCCCAAUUAACCAAAAUUUUGAACUCAACAAGUCUAGACAAAAAAGAGCAUCACAAAAUUAGUAAUAUUCCAAAGUUUCGUUGCAAAAUGUUGUAAAAUGCGGAUAAUAUAGCCUUGCGAAGUUUGCAAUUUUCAGUCAUUUUAGAUUACAAACGGGAAAUAGUUACCACUUCUGUGCGUAAUACAAAAUGACUGAAAAUUACAAACUUCGCAAGGCUAUAUUAUCUGCAUUUUACAACAUUUCGCAACGAAACUUUGGAAUAUUACUAAUUUUGUGAUGCUCUUUCAUGCUAUGAUGGAAUUUUGUCUAGACUUGUUGAGAUAAAAAAUUUAGUUAAUUGGGGAAUAGUCCAUUACGAGGGACGCAGCUCAAUCUGAGCGAGUCGAAGGCUUUCUAAGGGCGCUUAUGACAGCCAUCUUAUGACUCAUGUCAUGCACAGCUACGAUGGAAGGGUCAGUUAGGGGGAUAAUCCCAACCCACCCUGUCAACAUUCCCUGUGGGAGGAAACAGGAGUACCCAGAGAAAACCCACGACUUUUGGAAGUGCGUUGACUGACUCUUUUCACGUAAGUGUCAUGCAUGAGCCAUAGAUAUAUCUUAUAUACACUAGAUAGCGCAUCUCUUUUAGUAAAAUUGAAGCCAAGAAUAUUCCAGCGGUUACCCCCAUUUGAAUAGAUGGCGGCCAUGUUGGUCGUUCCCACUUGCUAAUAAACGCUUAAAAACAACAAUAACUUUCAUCAUUCGAAUAGUUUAAAAAUGUAUUUGGAAUAGGGUUAACUUAAUGUUUAAGUUUCCUGUUUAAGAAAUAGAAAACAUACGAAUCUUCUCAUUUCAUGGGAACGACCUGAGACUGCAAUCACGGCUUCAAUUUUUGAAUUGCAGAAUAAUUAGAUGCACUAUCUAGUGUAUAUAAGAUAUCUAUCCAUGGUAUGAACCCACGAGAAUCGAACCCACGACCUCGAGGUGAAAGGCGCUUGCUCUGACUAUUGCGCCACCAAAGCCCCAAGAGUCGACAUCUUUUGUUAGGUUAUGUUGGUAAUCCGAUAUGGCCAAACGAAAGUAAAUCAGUUAAUUAAAUGGUGAAUUACUUGUCAGACGAAUUAUGUUUUUUUCUUUUUAGAAUUGAAACAGAUUCUAGAAAAUUAAACUGCAGAGCAAGAUCUGUGAGUAGUUAUUAUUAUUGUAGUUGAGUUUUCCUGCGAGUAUAACAUGUUUCGUUUCUCAAAUGUGAACUUCUCUAAGAUUUUCUUGUUGCUAGUGUAUAGUGCAGGGUAUCAGAUUCGUUCAACUGAUGGGUUUUGUUAUGAACCUUUCGAACAUUUUCAUAUGUGAAAAUGCACGAAUUCCAGCACAGCUAUAACCGUACGAAUUUCUAUGUGAACAAUUAGAGCUUGUCGAAUUUGCGUACGGUUCCAAAUUCUCGUCCGAUCGCGUGGUAGAGCUUAUUCUGCACUCAGUUGAUGUGGUGACGUCACACUGAGUUUCUGAACCUAACCCUGACCCCUAUAUAUAACCCGAACGUUUCAGACAAAUCUUCGGUGUAACGUCACUACCUCAACUAAGUGCAGAAUAGCUUUUCUCUUUUGCUUGUACAAAAGCUUGAGAAGAUGUCAAGAUUUUAAUUGGAGCGUACACAAAGUGUAAGAAACUAAUGUGCAAGUUAUAAAGAUUGUAAAUAUUUCCAGAUCUAGAGCUUCUCCAUUGGUACUGUAUUGCUUUACAAAAUUAAUUUGGAGUGAAUUUUGAGCAUCUGCGUGACUACGUUGAAAGCGAAACUAUUUUACGCCUCAUUAUGUCGUCAUUUAAUAUACAGAAAUGUUUGUUUGCAGGCUGUUUAUGACUAUCUGGCUCUCUUCCUGCCCUGUACAAAAGAUACGUUGUUAAAGCGAGCGAAAAAUCUUUUCAUGCAAGAACAGGUUAGUAAUUUUUUUAGUGUAUGCAUGUAUUAUGACUGUAGUAAGGCUAAUCCCAUCAUUGCCAUCAAUAUCGUAGAAAUAUUGCUAUUCUUGAAUGGUAGUCGGUGCCCAAACUAAGUUAGGUAUCCUUAUAGGUAGUUUAAUAUAAGGCUUUUUUAUCAUUUGCAAAAUAAUUUUUAUUUUAAUAGGUUGGCAGAUUGAGAGAACCAUUGCUAAAAUUGCGUCUAGGUGAGUGUUGUUUUAGCUAAUUUGUUUAAAGGAAUAAAGCUGGUAAUGGUUCACAAAUUUAUAUGCUGUAGGUUAAAAAGUGAACUGUGCGAAAUUCGAAUCAAAGAAGUCUAUCCCAGUGUAGUUACUGUUUCUACCAGGGCGCUUAUAUAUAGCUAAGCGCGCUGGUUUCUACAAUUAAUAUGAUGUUAAUACCGAGAAAAAUUCGUCUGCAAAACCUUGUAUAGUGAGUGACUUACCGAAAUGAUUGAACUGUUUAGCUAUUGAAGCUGCCAUGCCUGCUCAAGUGAAGCAUUAUGAAGAGGAAGUCGCUAAACUUUCCGAAGAACAAGCUCUUCAAAGGUUAGUACGAGCGUUACUAUAAUUUUUCAAAUAAACAUCGUCAAAGGUAUUUGGCAUGGCAUGCCCGUUUAUUUCUACAGUGAUGCUUGGAUAAUGCUUAUAUUUUCUCAGUGAUGAUAUAAUCUCGAGCGGUUCUCGCCAUUGUAGGUAGAGACGAUAAUAAGAUAAAUGCGAAUACAAAUUCCUGAAAAAUACAAGCAGGACGUCGACGUUUCGGGCAAAGGCCAUCAUUAUUCCAGUCAUCGUACUUUAAUCGUAUCGUUCCCCCUUGGAACCGUAUGUGUAGAACUGCUAAACCUGCAGACUUAACUAGCCUAACUAUGUUCAGAUCGUUUUUAUCAAGAACAUAUUUACAUGUAUUAAUCAGUCUUGUUACGACGUAGACACAUGGUCAUUACAUCGAACUUGAUCAUGUCAUCGAGUUUAACGUAUGAGAUAAACAUAGCUAUAAUUGCUUGAUUACUAAAUUAUAUUAAUUGUUCCUUACAUCAUUUCAAGGUAUUAAUGCUCUCACUCAAUUUUUAAGCAUCAUAAAUCUUAGCCUUGAUUUUCGAGUUGGUGGCAUAUGUUUAUUUAUGACCGUAGUUAUGUAUAUUUUAUUGUACAUGUAUUGUCUGUUGUUGUAUUUUUAAUCGGAGGAGUGCCUCGCAGACCUCGAGUCCCGUUCGCACUCCUACCGUUUGGUCACUAUCGAAUAAAGUGUUUUAAACAAAGGCCCUUCGUAGGUAACGUUAGUAACUCCAUAACUUCUCGAUGAAGCGCCAUCGCUCGAAACGUCGAAGUUCUGCUUGUAUUUUUCAGGUAGUUGUAUAUCCUCCAUCCGCAGUCAUCUUGUUCGCUGGUGACCAAUGGACCUAUUCCCUAAUGAACAAAAUUUUGAUCUAGAGAAGUCUAGACAAAAAUUUCAUCACAGCUUGAAAGAGCAUCACAAAACUAGUAAUAUUCCGACGUUUCGUUGUGAAAUGUUGUAAAAUGCGGAUAAUAUAGCCCUGCGAAGUUUGCCCGUUUUUCAGUCAUUUUGUAUUACGCGCGGGGAAUUGAUACCUUUUUUCAGAAAGCGGUAUCAAUUUCCCGCGCGUAAUACAAAAUGACUGAAAAACGGCAAACUUCAUUUGGCUAUAUUAUCCGAAUUUUAGAACAUUUCGCAACGAAACUUCGGAAUAUUACUAAUUUUGUGAUGCUCUUUCAAGCCGUGAUGAAAUUUUUGUCUAGACUUGUCUCGAUCAAAAUUUUGUUCAUUAGGGAAUAGGUCCAUUAAUUUAUCACCUUUAAGCAACAUAUGUUGUUUUUAAAGUUUAAACUAUUAUUAAUAUGAAUGUUGCUUUUUAACAAAGAUUUCAAAACGAGCUUUAGGGUAGACUUGCUCCAAGUCUCUCUUUCGUUGUCAUAUAGUAUCGAUCCACUAUAGUGUACAUUACAUGACGUAGUACGGAGGGGCGGAGCGAGAAAGAGAGACUUCUCAACUUCGGAAAAUCUCGGUUCAAAACUGAACCGAAGAUGCAAGACUUGCUUUAAUUGUUUUCUGUCAGUGUUUAUAUGUAUUGAUCUAGCACAGUGUAAAUAACAUGAGUUCCAUUGUAGUAAAUAAUACAGAAAGAAAUUGAAGGAAAACAAUUAAAGCAAGUCUUGCAUAAUUUUCGGUUCAGUUUUGAACCGAGAUUUUCCGAAGUUGACAAGUCUCUCUUUCUCUCUCCGUGCUACGUCAUUUAAUGUACACUAUAGUGGAUCGAUAUGACAAUGAAAGAGAGACUUGGAGCAAGUCUAGCCUUAGGGCUAACACGAAAUUUUGCAAAGCCUAGAAAUGUGACAAUGUCAAUGAUAAUACAGUUAAUGUGACAAUUAAGGAACUUGGAAUGACAUGAAUAUACAGGAUUUUUGGGCAUCCCACUCGAUACAAUUAAUUGUUGAAGGGAUUUGUAGAUGGAAAUUUCGAGUGGAAUUUUUAUACAUUUAUUAGACUUAACCAGAAGCAGUUGUGAACAAACCGCAUUCUCUCCAACUGCUUUACUGAACUAUCAUAAAAGUAUACAUAAGCAACUUCACGAGAUUCAUGACUCGUGACGAAAUUCGUGGAACUCGCCUCGACCGUCAUAAAGCACAGUUUCUUUUUCUUUGGUAACUUAAUCCAUGUUAUCGUACUGACGCAAACGGGUUAAUUGACGACUUGUGACGAAUUGUAACGACUCGUGAAGUGCGACAAUGUAGUGGGUAUGUAUAUGAAAUAAAACGAGCUGGCGUCUGUGAGUGUACUGGCGUCUGUGAGUGUACUGGUUACCUAAAAAGAAAACUCCUAUACCGUAAUCUUUUUCAGAUCUUUUCGACACAAAUAGACGUCAGUCUCGUACCCAGGACACCUGCGCGAGAUUAAAGGCAGUCUAUAUAUUUUAUACAACUACUGCCACUAGAUCCCACUGUUCGGUAAAUGAAACGACUUUCUACAUACUUGGUUAUUUUAUUUUAGCCAAAAACUUUGCAUUGAUACUGCCAAUCAAAAUGGAGAGAAAAAGGUUAGUUGUUGAAUAAAACAGAUGCAUAAGGCAGUUUUUGACUGAUAAGAUAUCAGUUUAAAACUACUUUUAUAUGUAAUUUGUAAUUUUCUUUCUAAAACUCUCACCUCUGUUCAUAGUAUAAAUUAUUUAAUUUUUAAUUCUAUAUAAUUAUACGGAAGGGUUUUUUCUCCUCAAUAAUAUAAUAUUGAAAAACCUUCCGUAUAAUCCUAUAGAAUUAAAAAUUGAAUAAUAAAUACUUUUAUUAAUUUAGUUUAUUGUACGAUCAUCCAGAUUAAAUUUUUUAAUUAUUUCUGACGUUUCGGCUACCUACACGGCAGCCAUUAUCAAAGACGUAUUACAGUUACAAAAAAAUUUACAGUUAUAAUAAUUUUAUCUUGCGUCAAAAAUGACGUGCGCGUGUUCGUGAUGUUGUUUGCUCGCGCCUGCGUUCAAGGCAUGAGAGCCUGCGUUCAUGCGUGAUUAGUCCAGCGUAUGCUCCUGGCAUAUCGCGUCAAAUGUUAAUGCUGUUUUCAUCGCAUUUUGUAAACCAACUUUCUAAGAACAUUCUCUCAUCCUCAAAACCGAAACGUCAGAAAUAAUUAAAAAUUUUAAUCUGGAUGAUCGUACAAUAAACUAAAUUAAUGGAAAAACCCGGAUUCAAGCCCUUCAGUGAAAUACUUUUAUAUCGAUUGGAGUACAGUGGUUUUACUUGCAACUAUUUCUUUCAGUGAGCUAUUUAUUUUAAAGGAUGAUGUAGUGAUGAAAGAUCUUGAAGUGGAUGGAGAGAAUGAUAAAAACGAGGAAUCUACAACACCCACUGAUGUCAAUGUACGUUUUGAAACAGUAAUUGUAAUGUGUAGUAUACCUCUAAUUACUGUGUAGAGAAUCAAUGUCUCUGUUUGUGUUUUCUGGGCACAUACAGUAUUAAGGCUUGAAAACAUUCAGUUAUUGUAAUCUACCCUUUUGUUCUCUGAGUUAAUUGCUCUUGGUGUGCAGCAGUCCUCGAUAAAAUGGAAGCAAAAUCCAAGCAAAAAAUGUUUGUUCUGUGUUAAAUUUAAAUCUUCAAUUACGACACAACCACUUAUGCAACAUACCAUGCAGUGCACGCUCAAAUAUAUGUUGAUGUGGUUUGAAUGUAAAGAGGCCCUGAAGAGUUUGUUUUCAAUGGAUCAAAAAACUGGGCUGUGCCGAACAUUUUCCAUGACUGUAUUGUACACACUGCGGGUGUAGUCGGGAAACUUUUAUGUUGUGACUUCAGCAUCGUACACCUUGUCAUGUACUUAUACCUUUUACAAAAUGCUACUGAUUUUCGUCUGGCUAAGGGUUCAACCCAUUAAGUUGUAUUGCGCCCCAAUGCGCCCUACUUUAUUAUAUUUUACUCUGUCUAACGCCGGAUUAUUUUUCUCGUUAAAAAGAGAGCGCUGGCGCUCAAUGGGUUAAUCAGACUAUCUGCCCAUGUGUCUAGUUAACCUAUUAAGUUAAUUGCAUUGCGCCCCAAUGCGCUCUACUUUAUUAUUUUACUGUCUAACGCCAGGUUAUUUUACUGUCUAUAAACGCCAGACAACUUCACUUGUCAAGGGAAGAGCGCUGGUGCUCGAGCAAUGGGUUAAUGUUUCUCUACCAAGUAAAAGUUUUGAACAUAACGAAACCUGGAGAAAUGUUCUUUUUCUUAACUAGGCACCCACAACACCAAGUGAAGAUAAAGGGAAGCGAGCAAUUUUACCAAAACGCUUUGUCUGGAAAGAUGACAUCAGGUUAGAGUUGUCAGGGAAGCAUGGGUAGCAGUUGCUGUUAGCGGACUGCCCGCGUUACUGAUGACUUAAGCUUGACAAUUUAGGGCGAGAGUAGGGAAUUUACUUAGGUUAGGUAAUUUUUUAAUUUAAAACUCUUGUAGGAGAGUGUGGUUGGUUCUUUGAGUUUCCUGUGUUUCAAGGGUUUUUCUCCGGGCCCUCCGGUUUUCCUCCGUUAACCCCUAGGCAUUAGUUGUCGAGUACGUGUAUCACGAGCCUCUGCAUGGCUCAAGUGAAUUGGUCAAGCACACCCUGUGUAAUCAACAAGAAAACACAGCUGUAAGAUUGCGUAUUUAACUACGUUUAUCUUGCCAGGAAUCUGCUUUGUGAUGUUGUGGGUAUCAAAGUGGAACUUUAUUUAAUGUCAAAGAGUAGAAGUACGACUGCCGAGGAAGCUUUGAAGGUACUAUACUUAUAUUUCUAAGAUCAUUCUGGCAUUCAAAAGGUGUAAAUAUGUUAAAUGAAGUGAAAUAAUUUUAUUUAAUAUAUGGUACAUGCAUUUACUGGAAUUUCUUAAUGAACCAAAUAUUGCCCCACCAUUUUAUCGUUGUGUUUGAAAGUGGUCCCUAAAUAUUAAAUUAGGAAUCUGGUAAUAGAUUGUUCGUGUCCAUCGUAUUCCUCCAUGUCCUGCAAACUGUUGUACAUGAUAAUUAGCCUUUAGACGAGUGGAUAUAUAAAAUUUGUAAACCAUGCAGCCCCCGUGAAUACCUUAUACCUCAAUAAGUGAAUAGUCCGGUCCUGAAACUGAUCUCGGCGUAAUCAUGUUUGCUUUCAGAAAGGUAAUUUCCGAGAUUUAAAGUACUUACUGUUAUUUGAUUUUUACUCAGGGCUUCUUAGAAACUGAAGUGCGUCCUCUAUGGCCCAAAGGAUGGAUGACAACAAGGUAACACAUUAAUGUUACCUAUAAAUCAGAUUCUUCCGUGGUGGCAGGAGAUAAUUCUCCAGAUAUCUAAAUGUUAUGGUUGUGGUAUAUUAUGGUUAUAGUGUAUUCAAGAUAACGUCUUGUGGGAUGUAGAAUCGUAUUAAUAUGGUGUAACAGUUAAUAUUUUGGCAUUAGCUGGAGCUAAAAGUUACAUUUUAUUUUUGAAAUGCCAUUUCUUUGGCUCGUCAGUGGAAUAGGCUCAAGCUUGUAGUAUAUUUGGUUUAACCCAUAACACUUGGAAUUACAGUAAGUAGGAUUCUAACAUGUUUCGUUUUAUUCAAUUAGGAUUUUGUACCGAGAAAGUAAACAAGCACACGCCAAGGUGACAAGUACGAUGUAAGUACUGCACUCACUUCAACAUGCACGUGACUCCAUUGGAAUUCCAACACGCGAUGUCAUAUUAAUUUUUCGUUUCAUUUUUUAGUGGAGUGGCAAAAGCAAAAAAAGGUAUGUAACGUGUUAAUCAAAGAUAUCCAGAGUAAUGUGGCUUACUUUGUCUUCGUCACACUUGAUAGCACUAAAUAUUCUCUAGAAUUUAGUGAGGGCUAUCCAGACUAUCCGGAGAAGUGUUUUGUGUGAAAGCACUGUUCUCCAUGGUUGCACAAGUUAGGGAGCUAUGCAUGAAGCCACGUUUUCUCCAUUGUCCAAGGGGCUAACUUCAAAUUCAUAUGCCAGAUAUGCGCUUUAUAUAUGUUGAGUUGGCCUUCGCUCGAAACGUCGACGUUCCAAACCUACGCUCCACAAUGGCUGGAUAUGCCAUCUCAGGAGGUCUAAACUCAUUCCUAGUGCGUGGUAGCACCUUCAGCACUACAUAUAGCCGCAUACUCAUUUCAAAACCACUCUUACUCCAAAUUCUGUUGUGACCCUGAGUGUUACACUUCACAUGGCUUUUCGCCUAAGUGCGUUGGAAGUUGCGUAGAAGGUGGCAGCGUGUAACAACGCCUCUACGUACCAUUCUUGUUGUGUUAAAUAUAAAUGGAUACUAGUACUCCAUUUGUGAUUUGUUUAUCGAAACGAAGUACUUUUUUGAACUACAGUAACUAGGCGAGCCCCGCCGUUCGCGUAUCACACUGUGCACAAUUGAAUACAAUCGUGAUUAUGUUAUUAUUACAGAUGCCAAACGACCCAAGGAAGAGGAAGGCAAGGGUCAAGAUUCCAACCACCAACAGGUAACUUCGACGAAAACUUAUUUCAGCAUAUUUCCAAAUAUAUCCCGGUAAUGUUAGGACACUUUCCUGUAUCCAACACGUGACUGAGUGUAGAGAAUAGGCAAAAGAAGUAUCAGAUGGGUUUUUAGUGGAUGGAAUUUCGAAGUUCGAAAAUUCCAUAUACUACUUUCGAAGAAAACCCAAAAAUCUUGAUAUUUGCCCAAAAUAAAUAUAAUUUUACGUUCAAUGCAAAGUAUUUUUAGCGGUCCGGUAUCCAUGAAAAUAAAGCAGUCAUUUUGGCUGGCGAGCUGUCCGGUUCUUCUCAUCCAGACCGCUUUGAAACUCAACCAGACCGCUCCGGCUUUUGCACCAAAACAAUGUGGAACAAGUUUUAAAGUAGUGAAACGAGCUUUAAACUAAAAAUCUGCUCCAAAAGUGUGUAAAAUCUAAAGAAAUAUAGCAUACCUUUAUUGUCGUUGCUGCUUUCCACUUUUCAAAUUUUGUCCAGACCUAGCAACCAAUAGAUAACAGAUACGUAUAUUGCAUCCCGUGUCUUUCGAUAGUUUACGAUGUUCAAUGUAUACUUGUACUUCAAUAUCGUUUCCUUCUUCGUAUUUUAAGGAAGUCUGUUCUUUUUCUUUAGGUCACUGCAAUGGCUAUUGAUCAGAAAAACAGCGAGGGAGUAAAACCUACGAACAUUUCAACCAGUUCAGUUUCUGCGACAAAUGAUGUAACAAAAUCCACAACUGUCACGAAGACUCCAGAUGCUGUACGGCCACAAGCAUUAAAUAUCCCAACAGAUAAACAAACUAUUCAACUAAAACCCAGUAUUCAAACAAAAACUGAAGCAGACGUUCCAGUUAAAUCUUCGGUGGAAGUUAAGUCUCAGGUGAAGUCCCAAGAUGAACCUCGCGUUAUAAACCCAUUGCAAUCCAGCCAGCUUGUAGGACAAUCUCAGAUGAAACUUCAGAAUGCAACUCAAAUGAAACUUCAGGGUCCAACUCAACUGAAAUCCCAGGCUUUAACUCAGAUAAAACCCCAAGAUCAAACCUUGCGAAGCGAAUCACAAGUUCGAGCUCAGGAAAUAACUCCGAGUGAACCGAUAGUGAGAACUGCAUUACAAGGUACAUUGCAAUGUAAGGGUGUAGAGAAACCUCGGAUCUCAGCACAAGGUUCUGUACUACUAGCAACUCAAAGUAAACCACAAGCGGAACUUUCAGAACAGAAGGAUCGUAAUUCCCCAGAUCAAUUGAAUUUAAAACAUCCCAGUCAGUCUCAAGGUCAAUCGAUUCAUGGCCAAACUCCAAGUCAAUCUCUGUCUUCAAGUCAUCCUCAGGAUCAUUCGUUGCUAAAACCUCAGAGUGCUGCCUUUCAAAAUCAAAUCAAAGAUAGAGUUAAACCUCGCCCGGAAGAAGAUGAAAGUACCUUGCGUAAGCUUCUAGGGCUAACCGAAGUUCAGAGUAAAGAUCAGUCGCAUAUACAGUUGCAAGGCCAUGUACAAAACCAAACUCUGGUUCAGAAAGUUAAUGCUCAGUUACAAGGACAGCCUGCACUUCACGGGCAACGCUCCACUGUACAGAAUUCUCAGAAUAAACCACAUGUUCAGUCACAUGUACAGCCCAUUACGCAACAAACUGGUCAAGGGAAAGGUCGAGGUCAAAUUUUGACUCAUGCACAUAAUCAGACCCAAGUUCAACUUAAAACUUCAGCAUAUCGUCAAAACCAAUUAGAAUCUCAGAAUCGCAUUCAAAAUCAGCUUCAGACCCUGACUCAUGCACAAGGUCAAGUACGGGGUCAAGGUCAACUUCAAGGUCAGUUUCAUACUCCACCACGAGAAGAUCAAGGACAUCCUUUAUCACAAGUUCAGUCCAAGUCUCCAAGUUCACCUCGUGUUGCAGUUCAUACAAACUCUCCCCAGCGAAUAUUACAAGCUGCAUUUAACUCACAGACAAAUAUGAAUAAACCAAAGGCUACUGGAAAAACGAUAUUAGAUUUUUUGGACGAAGUGAAUCCAUCACGGAAUACUCAGGCAUUUCAUAGCCCUGAAAACAGGCCGCUAAGCCAUGCAACGUCAGUAUCAUCUCCAUUACCAUCGUGUUCCUUUCAAAAUGUCUCACAAGAACAUCAAAUUUCUCCACCUCGAAAUAUUAAAACACCAAACAGUAUGGCAGUUUCAUCACCACCACUGUCUAGUCCGAACAGACACCCAAUAAGAAAUGUUUCACCCAUUAGGCAAAUGUCAAAUAAUACAGGAACAUUUGGCAAUAUCAGUCCACCAAAACGACUGUCUUCAUGCAGUUUACAGAACAUACCUUCGAAACUUAACCAAGAGACCCCUGCAUCACCCCGUUCACCAAGACAAGGUUAUAAUUACAUGAACAAGGUGCCAUCUUCGCCAAAUUUAAGUUGUCAGUUUCCAAUGCAACCGACUCGAUCCAGUCCAGAAAGUCAUCAAAGAACUUCACAUUUAAAUACACUUGCUUCAACUUUUAUGGCACUAUCAUCAUCAGAUAAACCUAACACACAAUUGACGGCUACGUCACUGCUGAACUCUCUAGCUAAGUAAGUGUUUUGUCUUUAUACUAACUACUAAGUUAUUUUAUACAUCAGUCUGAGAACAGUAAUAAUAAGUGUAUAACAUAGUCAUGCAUAGUCGACUUUGACAUUGCUAUUCACCAUAUUCUGAGGCUUGAUCUUUAGGCAGUACAGCUCGAUACAGCAUGCAUCACCGAUCAUUUUUCUGUCGCAUAAGUGUAUACCUCCUAUAGCUACAAUCCUGAUAGACCGUCUAUAAAACAUGUAAGAGUAGCGACAAGCGAGAUUAAAUCCUUGAUUGAUCAUUAUUUUCUCACUUGACAGCAUGUCUCAAAAUCACAUGUCACCGAAUUUACCACUGAUUGGUCAAUCGUCAAAUCCUCUUCAAAACAAUGGAGUAUCAAUAAUGAGUAGCAAUCCACUUACUAUUCCCUCAAUGAUGAAUAUGCAAAGUGUUCCAAAUAAUAAACCUCAGCCUGGGUCAGGUUUUCCUGGUAAUAUGAAAAACUUUGCAGGAAUGCCACGUCCGCAGUUUCCGAACCAACAAUCAAUGCUCAGGAAUAAUCUACCUACUGGUAAGUGUGCAGCUGUAGAAUAUCGACAAUGAUUCGGACAGCACAAACUUUUAACAAUUACUUGAUCAUAGAAUGAAUGUAUAUCAGUCUUCCCCUGCAUUCCAUCUUCUCAAUGUUCCAUCAAAUGUAUUUUAAGAUUACUGAUACAAAUGGAGAAGUGGGGUGUGACUUAUAACACAAGCUUCUCUCUGCGCUUUCAUAAUUGUAGCCAUUGUAAUGAAUAGAGGUGUCCAGGAAAAUUCCAACACUUUUUCGUUAAUUUUUGUUUUUAGAAUUAAAUGAUGGAAAUAACAGAAUUCCAAACUUCCAGCCAGCAUACAGACCAUUUUCGUAACGUUGUAUAAUAAUACCCUGACAACGGGGGUUUAAAUAGAGGGCCUUGUUAUAUUAGUCUAGUUAUCAACAACUGAUGCAAAGAUAAAGAUUGGCAUGUUAUCACAGGAGUGUUCUUUAAAAAUGUACCCUUUGCCGUUCAUUGAAGGCUUUUCGCAUGCAUCUGAUAGCUUUGGAAACAUUUUGCAAGAAGUUUGGCUUGUGUAACAUGGCCCUAAAUGUGUGUACAAUUUUGAAUUUAGAACGUAAGCUGUAAUGCACUUAAAUCCAUCUCAUAGUCCAUAGAAUUAAUGUUGCCUUUUGGUGCAGCAAAUCUACGAUAUCUCAUAAGAAACUCCACUUCGUACUUAUAGCCACAAAUUUCUAUUUUUUCCUAGGAUUUUUUAAUUCCACAAUUCAUCGAGAUGGAAUACACUUUCAGUUCGAUAAUUCGUCAUGAAUUCUUUCUUGGCCUGGGAGUCUCGCUCUCAUGAAUCAAGACGUAAGACGACUGGCUUACGAUUCAUGAGAAGAGGCUCCCGGGGAGAAAAGAAGAGGUUUGUGACAAUUAUCGAAGUGGUAUAUUAAAUUAAGUGGAUGAUGGAUGUUAGCGAAUAUUUAUCAAUUUCGCGGAAUAUUUAAUUUUAAUACUUCUUGGACAGUAAUAUUUUUUGAAUAAAUUGUCUAAUAUAAAUUAUUGCAGCAAUAAAUUUGGUCACUUUUUAAG